AUGUCUAACCUUGAGGCAGUGCUGAUUGCUAAGGGCAUCAACGCGGAUGUGGCUAAAGCUUGCUCACUGCUGUUCGGAAGCUAUGAAGAGGCCCUCCCCUUCAUCGAUCCGCCGGUGCUCCCCGGCGACAUCAAAGAAUACUACUCCCUAAAGUACCACCGUUACUACUAUCACUGCAGUACAACCGACAUAACCACCUGGGAACUACCACCCCAGUUGCAGCUGUCCGAAUGGCUGCUGGACGCGUCCACCACGGGUAUGGAUGUACGGCAGUGUCGUAAAUUGCUAUCAGCGGUUCUGAGGGCGGUGCAGACCAACGCGCACAAGGGCGAGUCGCUGUGGACUGCCCUGACUCUGCUGGGCCGCUUGACAGGCAACAUCGUGGGCUGCGGAAACACCGUGGAGAAGUACAGGACUGUACGGACGUCCAACCCCAAGAUUCGUGAGGCUCUGGAUGUGGUCCCCGGGGCCGAGGCGGUGCUGCUGGCUGCGGGUUUCAGACACGGCGGUUCAGACACGCUCGCCUUUCCCCCUCCCGGUGAUGAGGGGGGGGCCAUGAGGGCCCUGAUGGCGGUGAAUGCCAAGCUCCACCAGCUCAUAUCUCGAAAGGUGGGAAGGGAUGGCUCCGACCGACUGGUGACCCGGAAGCACGACGCACCCCGUGGGGAGUUUAGGUACGAGUGUGAGUUGUGCCCCGGCUACAACCUGUGCGAGGCGUGCUGGGACCAGUUCAUGUCGGACACGCUGUCCCCAGCCCACGCCCGCGACCACCCCUUCCACACGCACCACCCCAAGGCCUCGCAGCACAACCUGCGGUCUAAUGUCAGCGACUCCAACCCCUGGGGGGUGCUGGUGGCGGGGGGGAGCGCGGCCAGGGCGAGGGAGAGACUCAAACAGCGAACGGGGCUUUGA
This is a messenger RNA of Volvox carteri f. nagariensis, 912 nucleotides long. RefSeq lists its product as uncharacterized. The coding region runs from base 1 to 912 and encodes 303 amino acids. The transcript has 8 exons. Lineage: Eukaryota; Viridiplantae; Chlorophyta; Chlorophyceae; Chlamydomonadales; Volvocaceae. The record is from RefSeq and is a predicted model, not a curated record.